This is a messenger RNA of Morchella importuna, 1458 nucleotides long. RefSeq lists its product as uncharacterized. Gene Ontology annotation, molecular function: transmembrane transporter activity. Bases 1 to 1458 code for a protein of 485 amino acids. Gene Ontology annotation, biological process: transmembrane transport. The transcript is spliced from 13 exons. Gene Ontology annotation, cellular component: membrane. The record is from RefSeq and is a predicted model, not a curated record. NCBI's taxonomy places the organism in Eukaryota, Fungi, Ascomycota, Pezizomycetes, Pezizales, Morchellaceae.
AUGGCCACUCUACCCCAUCCUUCCGCCGACGACGUCGACGACAAAAUCUCCACUUCUGAAGCCGACAAUAAUGCUACUACAACCCAUCGCCUACCACCUAUCGGGAUCAGGAACCUUUCCCCCGAAGAAAGUUUAGCCCUCGAAAACAAGUUGCGUAGAAAAAUUGAUCUGCGACUGAUGCCGAUGUUAAUCUUGAUGUAUAUCCUAAAUUACUUGGACCGAAAUAACAUUGCCGCGGCAAGAUUGGCGGGAUUGGAGGAUGAGUUAAAGUUAACAAGCACGCAGUACCAGACUUGUGUGAGUAUUCUGUUUGUGGGGUAUAUCCUGAUGCAGGUACCUUCAAAUAUGUAUCUCGACAAGAUCGGAAGACCAUCGAUAUAUCUACCUACUUGCAUGGUAAUCUGGGGUGUCAUUUCUGGGGCCACAGGCGGAGUGCAUAACUUUGCGGGAUUGGUGACUUGCAGGUUUGUGCUGGGAUUCGUGGAAGCUGCUUACUUUCCUGGGUGCCUGUUUUAUCUCUCAUCCUGGUAUACUCGUAAAGAGCUUGGCUUCCGAACAGCACUCCUGUACUCCGGUUCCCUGAUAUCCGGAGCCUUCUCCGGCCUUCUCACAGCUGGAAUAACAGAUGGAAUGGACGGCGUUCGCGGAAUCCUCGCGUGGCGAUGGCUCUUUAUUCUUGAGGGUUCUAUCACUGUCGUUGUUGCAGCCGCUGCAUUCUUUAUAAUUCCGGAUUUUCCGAGCACGACGAAAUGGCUUAGCCCGGAGGAGAGAGAUAUGGCUAUGUGGAGGCUGGAGGUGGAUAUCGGAGAGAGUGAUUUGACAGGUUCGGAGAAGCCGGACUUACUUCAUGGGUUGAAGUUAGCUAUGGUCGUCGUAGCGACACUUGGUUAUAGCCGCACAAUCUCACUUCUUCUCACUGCACCGCCAUAUGUUUUAUGCAUGUUCACAGCCUUUUCAAAUGCUCUACACGCGGACAAGACCGGCGAGAGGUACUGGCACAUAACACUGCCACUAUGGGUUGCUUUAGUUGCCUUCAUCAUCGCCGCCAGCACUACAGCUCUUGGCCCGCGUUACCUCUCCAUGAUGCUCAUGGUUCCCGGAAUCUACACGUCCUACGUGGUCAGCUUGUCUUGGAUCUCAAACAUCCUCCCCCGCCCACCUGCGAAGCGUGCCGCCUCAAUCGCCGCAAUCAACGCCGUCUCCAACUCGAGCCAGAUCUGGUCCGCAUACAUGUACCCAAAAUCUGCUGGGCCUAGAUACGUCGUCGCAAUGAGCGUCAACACCGCAAUGACCUUCAUCAGCAUCUUGACAGCGACAAUCCUGAGGAUCCACUUAACGAGACUGAAUAAGAGGCUUGAUGAGGGCCUCCCCGUGCCAGAUGUGGUACCGGACUCCGAGCAGCCCGAGUCGGCGGAAGAGGUAGGGAGGAGGAGGAAGGGGUUCAGAUUCCUGGUCUAA